GAAAAAUACUUUUCAGGUGUAAAAUCUCUGCCUCGCUUUCGAUGAACACGGGACAAAAAAAGUUUUCAUUUUGGACUAAAUAAGGGAAAGCAAUCUUUCUUUGGACAAUCGGGUAAGAAAAAAAAAAUCGAUACAUUUUAAUCAAUAGUUGACAACAUUGCCAAGUUGUUUAAAAAUCAGCGAUAGCGAAUAUCUGCUAAAACUGCUGUGCUGAUGUUUUUCAACCAACUUUUUGCACUCCAUUGCUUUGCACGCUAAUGUAUGUCAUUAUUCUGCAAUAACAUUAUUAUUCAUUAUUAUUAUAUAUUAUAUAUAUAUAUAUAUGAUACAAAUUACUCAAUUGAAUGAUGGGAAAUUUUUGCCAAAGAUUUUCAGGGCUUGAUUUGAAGGCAUUAUGUAACACUGAGUCCGAUUCGGUGAGAAGACUUGCAGGAUUUCAGCCUCAAGCAGGCCACGAACUUUUCGGGUUGACCGAGCGCCUGCGUUGGGGCCACCGAAUUCUUGGAGCGGGUCCCGGGCCGGGGUGGGACUUUUUGCGGCAGCCUCCCUUGACGAGGCGAGAGGAGAUGUUGACAUGCGAUUCUCCAGCCAAUCAGAAGGUCACCUCCCUGUCUGGAUUUGGUGGGCGACAAGAGUAUAUAAUGGCGCCCGCGUCGGGGGCAAAAAGGCAGAAGUGACAAAGUCGUCGGAAGGACCAACUGAAGAACUCCAACUUGGACAUCGAGACAACAUGAAGACUCUCAGCCUGCUCGCCAUCUGCGCCCUCCUCUCGGUCUGCUGGGCCACGGGAGUCGUCGAGUCUUACGCGGACCACGACGGCGACGCUGACCACUCAGACAACGGUGACCUCGCCGAUGCCGGCGACAACGGAGACGCCGCCGACAACGCCGACUCUUCGGCGUCCGAUUCUUCCGACUCAUCGUCAGACUCAUCCGAUUCGGACUCUGACUCCAAUUCAGACUCUGACUCUGAUUCCACCUCUGACUCUGACUCUGACUCUGAGUCUGAUUCCGACUCUGCCUCAGAUUCCUCUUCUUCUUCCUCUUCCUCCGAGUCAGCCAGCACUGAAGCCUCUCAAGAUCACUCUCAGGACGACUCUCACGUGGUUAUGAAGCGGGACGUCGCUUCCGUUCUGCUGAGGACAAGACGCCAGGCGCCCCUCUCCCUCUACCACAUGGAGCGCCUGAGAGAGGUUUGCGAGCUGAACGCGGGCUGCGACGAGAUGGCGGAGACCCAAGGCGUCGUGGCGGCCUACACGGCCUACUACGGACCGCCGCCCUUCUAAGCCUCACCUGCGCGUGUCUCUCGUUCAGAGAGAUUCGGGUUUGGACCACGUUGUGAUCGCGCAGACGGUCACAAACAUUUUGCACAAACCACGUCCAGAAAGGUGCACAUAAAUUCCGCAGUGGCCCAAAAGUUUGCGCAGCCCUCCCUUCGCAUUAACACGAUGAAUGGCGCUAAAAUGUUUUUGAAUGAUUGUAUUGACAUAUUUAUGCCGUGCUUCAGCAGCCGCUCUAGUAAUGAGCUCUUAGGUGUACGGUACGUAGCGUUAGCGGCUGUGUACAGCGUUUGUGAAGUGUACGUGAAUAAUCUGCCAUGGCUGUAACGACACGU
This is a messenger RNA of Syngnathoides biaculeatus (alligator pipefish), 1614 nucleotides long. It is a transcript of the gene bglapl, whose product is annotated as bone gamma-carboxyglutamate (gla) protein, like. The record is from RefSeq and is a predicted model, not a curated record. The transcript has 4 exons. Bases 575 to 1285 code for a protein of 236 amino acids. Lineage: Eukaryota; Metazoa; Chordata; Actinopteri; Syngnathiformes; Syngnathidae. Gene Ontology annotation, biological process: osteoblast differentiation; regulation of cellular response to insulin stimulus; bone development. Gene Ontology annotation, molecular function: structural constituent of bone; calcium ion binding; hydroxyapatite binding. Gene Ontology annotation, cellular component: extracellular region.